AUGAAGUCUGCCGAAGCAACGACACCAAUCGAGGAGGUCAAGCUCAAGAAACAUGCUUGCGGAAGAGUUGAUCCAUUCCUACGUAUUGUGGCACAUGGCAGCGCUAAGAUAGCUCAGAUAAACCACCACCAUGCGAAAGCUGCAUCUGCGGUAAUUGCAAGAGCAAGUUCCGAGAAGAACAUUGGAAUAGUGCUGGCUCAGAAGCCCUGGGUGUACCGGGGGCAGAUUCGUGGUCUGCAAGGAAGAAACAUACAGGUAAUUUGGGACUCCUCUUGUGAAAAACCAAGAGCUUGCAUAAUUCUUAAACGUAAUUUAAAAUACAUAUGUCUUUCAGAGUUCCUGAAAGGGGACCUAGUGGCUAUCCAAUUACCACAUCUUCUCGGCUGCGACGCCAACGCCCACUACGAAGUGUGGGAAAGCAGCGAUACUAAUCAUAAUAACUGGAAAAAUAAGGAAAAUUUGGAUACACUGCUUUCAUAA
Messenger RNA from Hermetia illucens (black soldier fly), 480 nucleotides. RefSeq lists its product as uncharacterized. The transcript is spliced from 5 exons. Lineage: Eukaryota; Metazoa; Arthropoda; Insecta; Diptera; Stratiomyidae. The record is from RefSeq and is a predicted model, not a curated record. Bases 1 to 480 code for a protein of 159 amino acids.